AUGGCAGGAUGUACCAAACCGCUGCCCUCUGCUACCGGGGGCCUUGCCUUUUCUCGACUACCGUCCGAUGAGAUCAGAAAGAUCUCAGUAAAGCAAAUUCAUGUCACUCCGGCGUUGGAUUCUAUGUUUGGGCCCAUUCCAGGUGGCGUACAUGAUCUGGCUUUGGGAGCUAUACAGGUGCUAGAUGCAAAUUGUUCAACAUGUCGCAUGAACGCAGUUCAUUGCUCCGGCCAUUGCGGACACAUCGAGCUACCAAUGCCUUGCUACCACCCACAGUACAUCGACUCGACCCUGCGUCUUCUACGAGCAAAGUGCGCCUACUGCCACCGGUUCAAAGCCGCCGCUAACGUCGUCAAUCAAACUGUCUGCGCAUUGCGGUUAUUGCAGUAUGGGCUCGUCGAAGACUACCAGAAGGUUCAGGCCAUGCAUCUUGGCGGGGGGAAGCCUAAGGAAGCCGGCGUGGAACUUGUCGAAGACGUGGUCGAAGAAGAGGAAGAGGAAGAGGUCGAGGAUCUAAUAGACCGACGAACAAAAGCGACCAACAAAGCAAUCAAGCGGGCACGUAAGAAAGGUCAGAUUGAUGCACAGGCUCUUAUUCGCAAUCCUGCGGCCGUUGCGGCUCGGAAGAGUGUCAUUUCCGAUUUUCUGAAAGAGGUACCAAAUCUGAAAAAAUGCGCCAACUGUGGAGGCGCCAAUCAGACUUACAGAAAGGACCGCAAUGUCAAGAUCUUCAAAAGACCGCUGCCACUCAAACAGAAAGAAGCGAUGCGUAUGCUUGGGAAGGAGGCUCCGAAUCCUCUGAUAUUUCUCCAAUCCGAAAAGCGGCAGGGAGAUGAGGCCAAAAAGCCGAUAGUCAAUGGGGUCCACAAUGAGGACAUGGAAAUGUCCGAAGCCGAUCGGUCGGAAGAAUCAGAGGUCGACGGUGCGGAGGAAGAGAUCGCAAUGCGAAAUGCGCUAGAGACAACGGCCGAAUCAAAGAAUGCAGAGAUGGAGGACGAAGACGAUGUGCAAGCAUAUAUGACUCCGAAUGAGGUCCAUGCCGCACUGACUCUUCUCUUUGACCGAGAACAGGAAAUCCUUUGCUUGAUGUACACCUCCCAACCCGGUCGGAAGAACGUGAUGGUGUCACCCGACAUGUUUUUUAUGACGGCUGUACUGGUUCCCCCCAACCGAUAUCGCCCUCUUUCCAGACAAGGCCCCAACCAAAUGCUUGAGGCUCAAGCGAAUGGCGUCCUCAAUAGGAUCAUCAAGGCGGCCAAUGACGUACGAUAUCUUCUCCGAGAUAUGAAGAGAGCCAAAACAGAUAGCACCGUACGCCCUCGCAGCUUGAAUGAGAGGAUUCAAGCAACAAUUGUCCUCCAAGAGACCAUCAAUGCCCUCAUAGAUUCUCCUCCCCCCACUUCGGGCAAGCCGGCCGAUCAAGGGAUCAAGCAAGUCUUAGAAAAGAAGGAAGGCCUCUUCCGAAUGCAUAUGAUGGGCAAGCGGGUGAACUUUGCCGCCCGCAGCGUCAUCUCCCCUGACCCCAACAUUGAGACGAAUGAGAUUGGUGUGCCUCUUGUCUUCGCGAGGAAGCUCACCUAUCCCGAACCGGUCACAAGCCAUAACUUUGAAGAACUGAGCCGGGCCGUGAUCAAUGGGAUGGAUAAGUAUCCGGGAGCAGCUGCGAUUGAGAAUGAAAAUGGCAUGGUUCUCAGCCUCAAGCGCAAGACGCUGGAACAGCGCAAAGCCCUAGCAAAGCAACUGAUGACCUCAACUGUCCCGGGGACUAAAGGAGAGAAUGGCAAGAGGGUGUAUCGACACCUUCAGACCGGCGACGUGGUCAUAAUGAACCGUCAACCGACAUUACACAAACCUUCCAUGAUGGGUCACCGUGCACGAGUCCUGACCAAUCAGAAAACGAUUCGGAUGCAUUAUGCGAAUUGCAACACCUACAACGCCGAUUUUGAUGGGGAUGAAAUGAACAUGCACUUCCCGCAAAAUGAACUCGCCAGGACCGAAGCGCUCCAAAUUGCGGACACUGAUCAUCAGUAUCUCUCCGCCACGGCCGGAAAGCCUUUACGUGGUCUGAUUCAGGAUCAUAUCUCGAUGGGUGUUCAAUUCACGAGUCGAGAUAUCUUCUUCGAUCGAGAUCAGUACCAACAGUUACUCUACAGCUGUCUCAGGCCCGAGGACUACAACACAGUUUAUGAGAAGAUUCUCAUGGUCGAACCCGCCGUCAUCAAGCCAAAGAUGCGCUGGACGGGUAAACAGGUUAUUACGACCGUUUUGAAGAACAUCACCCCCGAUCGAUUUCAAGGUAUCAACCUCACCAGCAAAUCGUCAACCUCUUCACAGCAAUGGGGCGAAAAGACAUCCAACGACGCUACGGAAUGGGACGUGACCGGCGACACUGUCGCCUUCCGGGACACUGAACAAGUCGUGAUUUUUCGAGAUGGUGAACAUCUGUGUGGGAUCCUCGACAAAAGUCAACUGGGCCCCAGUCCGGGAGGUCUCGUUCACUCCGUCCAUGAGCUUUAUGGUCAUAUCACGGCGGGGAAGCUGCUGAGUAUCCUCGGCCGAUUACUGACACGAUUUCUCAAUGAACGCGCCUGGUCAUGUGGAAUGGAUGAUCUUUAUUUGACCGAAAAGGGGGACCACCAACGACGUGAAGAGUUGAGCAAGGCCAAAGGGGUGGGCCUGGAAGUUUCGGCGGAAUACGUUACCCUGAAAGUAGAUGGCCGGGACCAAGCGAGCCAGCAGCUUCGAGAUCGACUCGAAAAUGUCCUUCGUAAUGAUGAUCAACUCAAUGGCUUGGAUCAGCUCUACAACGCCAAGGUCAAAUCAAUAACGGAUAAUGUGUCCAAGUUGUGUCUCCCUGCUGGUCUGCGGAAACCCUUCCCGCGCAACCAAAUGCAAGCCAUGACCCUAUCUGGUGCCAAAGGGUCCGGUGUCAAUGCCAACUUGAUCUCUUGUAAUCUUGGACAGCAGGUUUUGGAAGGCCGGCGAGUGCCCACCAUGGUCAGUGGCAAGACGCUACCCUCCUUCCGCGAAUUUGAAACGGACCCUGCUGCUGGUGGAUACGUCUCUGGCCGAUUUUUGACCGGCAUCAAGCCUCAAGAAUAUUUCUUUCACGCAAUGUCGGGCCGAGAAGGGUUGAUUGAUACCGCGGUUAAAACGUCCAAGUCCGGCUAUCUACAACGUUGUAUCAUCAAAGGCCUCGAAGGACUCCGCACCGAAUACGAUACUUCGGUUCGCGAAAGUUCCAACGGACGCAUGAUUCAAUUCCUGUACGGAGAAGACGGCCUUGAAGUCACCCGACAGAGGCAUUUGAAGGAAUUCACUUUCCUGGCGGAAAACCACCAGUCCGUGGCUACAUUGAUGAAGGCAGAGGAAGUGCUCUUCAAGAUCCCGAACCCGGGAUUAGUCGCCGAGCAGAAAGCCAUCCUCAAAGCGGUGAAGAAAGGAAAGGCCAAAGACCCGUUGACCGCUCGUUUUAGCCCGGCAAGCCAUCUGGGGAGCACAUCGGAAUCCUUUGCCGGUGCUUUACAGGAAUACAUGAAGGACAAUCCUGAUCGGCUCAUCAAGGAAAAGAAGACCAAUCCCAACGGCAUAGUCAACAGAAAGACUUUCCAAUCGAUCAUGGACUUGAAGUACAUGAAGUCCAUUGUCGAUGCGGGCGAAGCCGUCGGCGUGGUGGCCGCUCAAUCAGUGGGCGAGCCGUCGACUCAGAUGACCCUGAACACGUUCCACUUGGCCGGUCACUCGGCCAAGAACGUCACACUGGGGAUUCCACGUCUACGAGAGAUCGUCAUGACGGCGAGCGCGAAAAUUAUGACACCGACCAUGACUCUCAAGCCGAUCGAAGAACUCACGGUUGAACAGGGCGAACGAUUCGCCAAGAGUAUCAGUCGCUUAUCCCUGGCGCAUGUCAUUGACAGACUGACCGUCACGGAACGCGUCGGUGGCGGCAGUGGACACGAACGUGAGAAACUCUAUGACAUCCAGAUCGAGUUAUAUGACCCUGAAGAAUAUGAGCAGGAGUAUGCCAUUCAUCGCCACGACGUCCUUCAUUGCUUGGAGGACAAGUUCUUGAAAAAAUUAGACAAGAUGAUCAAGGAUGAAUUCAAACGAAAAGCACGGGAAUCGUCGCAUUCAGAGGUCACAGCAGCCGUCCCAGACGUCGGUGCUUCCGUUGGUGUGGUCGAGGAAUUUCGACCACAUAAUCGAGGGGGCAGGACGGAGAGAGAAGGUGGUGAAGAUGAUAUCGACGAAGACGCCGAUCCGGAGGACGCAAAAGAUGCAGCCGCGAGGCGCCGGCGGGAGGAUACAUACGAUGAACCCGAUGACGAGGAACGUGCCAUGGCCAACGAGUCUGACGAUGAAGCGAUGAGUGAGGAUGAGGACGGUGAAGCGAAGAGAUCAAGAGGAGCUUCUCAGCCGGCGCAGAACCUCCGAGAGCUAGACCCGGACGACACCGAGAACCCGGAUGAUGCGGAAGAUUCAGAAGCAGAGGCUCGACAGAACCAGCUCAAGGCGAACAACCCCCAUCUGAAGAAGUUCAGUUUUGUCCGGAGCCAAGGAAAGUCCUGCCGCAUUGUCCUCGGCUAUGAUUCCAACACGCCUAAGCUCCUUCUGCUACCGCUUCUGGAGAAGUGUGCACAUGCCUCGGUGAUUCAAUCGAUCCCGAAUCUACGCGCCUGCGCAUUGUUCAUGGAGGAUGUCCUCGGUCCAGAUGGAAAACCGGUCAUGCGAAACAAUAAAGAGACCGGGGAACCCGAACCAGUCAAGGAACCCGUCAUUACGACCGAAGGGGUGAAUCUGCUGGCCAUACGCGACUAUCAGGAUCAGAUCUAUCCCCAUUCGAUAUAUACGAACUCGGUGCACGAUAUGCUAAAGUAUUACGGCGUCGAGGCCGCGCGGAUGACCAUCGUCAAGGAAAUCGACGGUGUCUUCAAAGGCCACGGCAUCUCGGUUGACUUGCGGCAUCUGAACCUCAUCGCCGAUGCGAUGACUCAAUCUGGCUUUUACCAGCCCUUCAGCCGCCACGGUCUGGUGAAGGAAAGUGGCAGCGUGCUGGCGAAGAUGAGCUUCGAGACCGUCAUGGGCUUCCUCAGGGAUGCGGUCCUGUUUGGAGAGAGUGAUCCCUUACUCGGACCUAGUGCGAGAAUUGUUGCCGGCAGAAGAGGAAAUGUUGGCACGGGGGCUUUCGACGUCGUGAUGCCUGUGCAUUGA
Rhinocladiella mackenziei CBS 650.93 is the source of this 5211-nucleotide messenger RNA. RefSeq lists its product as uncharacterized. The transcript has 2 exons. NCBI's taxonomy places the organism in Eukaryota, Fungi, Ascomycota, Eurotiomycetes, Chaetothyriales, Herpotrichiellaceae. Gene Ontology annotation, biological process: DNA-templated transcription. The record is from RefSeq and is a predicted model, not a curated record. Gene Ontology annotation, cellular component: RNA polymerase I complex. The coding region runs from base 1 to 5211 and encodes 1736 amino acids. Gene Ontology annotation, molecular function: DNA-directed RNA polymerase activity; DNA binding.